Messenger RNA from Cyprinus carpio (common carp), 4833 nucleotides. RefSeq names its product ATPase sarcoplasmic/endoplasmic reticulum Ca2+ transporting 2a. Gene Ontology annotation, cellular component: membrane. Gene Ontology annotation, biological process: calcium ion transmembrane transport; intracellular calcium ion homeostasis. NCBI's taxonomy places the organism in Eukaryota, Metazoa, Chordata, Actinopteri, Cypriniformes, Cyprinidae. The record is from RefSeq and is a predicted model, not a curated record. Gene Ontology annotation, molecular function: P-type calcium transporter activity; ATP binding; ATP hydrolysis activity.
AAACGUCUGCUCAAUCUACGUCAGUGCUGCUCGAGCCUGAGACGAUUGAAUGGAUGUCGAUGGGUUCCCUGGACACUCGCUGUCCAAUCAUCGUCCUCCACAUGCGGCAGAGAGGCAUUAGUGAGGCUCCUGCGAUAAAACAAGAGUAAACGCCGCUUCCAUCAUCACUGAACGGGAGAGAAAGACGGCGAAAGGGGUCGACCGUCACAUUUCCAGGCAGGCAGAGGCUUGGACGGGGGGUGAAUGUGAUGUACUAAGCAAGGAUCUUUUCUUUUGGCUUCCACUGACUCCCAGUUCUUUGGGGAACAAGAAGAAGAUAGAAGAACUCAUCUGUUUGGAUAAAACUCCUGGAAGAUUUCUUGAGAGGGAUUCUCUUCCCAGCUAACCAUGGAGAAUGCUCACGCCAGUAGUGUGGAAGAAGUUUAUAGUUAUUUCAGCGUCAACGAGAGCACGGGACUGACUUUAGACCAGGUGAAACUACAGAAAGAGAAAUGGGGUCCCAACGAGUUGCCUGCUGAGGAAGGAAAAUCUAUAUGGGACCUUGUCAUCGAGCAGUUUGAAGAUUUACUUGUGCGGAUUCUUCUACUGGCAGCUUGUAUAUCUUUUGUAUUAGCCUGGUUCGAGGAGGGAGAGGAAACAAUCACUGCAUUUGUGGAGCCUUUUGUAAUCUUACUGAUUCUUAUAGCUAACGCCAUCGUAGGUGUUUGGCAGGAACGUAAUGCAGAAAAUGCCAUUGAAGCCCUUAAGGAGUACGAGCCAGAGAUGGGCAAGGUGUACCGUCAGGACAGGAAGACCGUCCAGAGGAUCAAAGCCAAAGACAUUGUGCCUGGAGACAUAGUGGAGGUCGCUGUGGGCGACAAGGUACCUGCCGACAUCCGUAUCUCUGCUAUUAAGUCCACCACGCUCAGAGUGGACCAGUCUAUCCUGACAGGCGAGUCUGUGUCCGUCAUUAAGCACACCGACCCCGUGCCGGAUCCCCGUGCAGUCAAUCAGGACAAGAAAAACAUGUUGUUCUCAGGAACCAACAUUGCUGCAGGCAAAGCUGUAGGUGUGGUGGUGGCCACAGGUGUGAACACAGAGAUCGGUAAAAUCCGUGACGAGAUGGCCUCCACCGAGCAGGAGAGGACACCCCUGCAGCAGAAGCUGGAUGAGUUUGGGGAGCAGCUCUCUAAGGUCAUCUCUCUCAUCUGCAUCGCCGUGUGGAUCAUCAACAUUGGCCACUUCAACGACCCCGUCCACGGCGGCUCCUGGAUCCGUGGAGCCAUUUACUACUUCAAGAUUGCUGUCGCUCUAGCUGUGGCUGCCAUACCUGAAGGUCUUCCUGCUGUCAUCACCACCUGCCUGGCUCUCGGCACCCGCCGUAUGGCCAAGAAAAAUGCCAUUGUCCGCUCUCUGCCCUCUGUGGAGACACUGGGUUGCACUUCCGUCAUCUGCUCAGACAAGACCGGCACCCUCACCACCAACCAGAUGUCCGUCUGCAGGAUGUUCAUCAUAGACAAGGCUGAGGGGGAGAACUGCUCACUGACUGAAUUCACCAUCUCUGGCUCCACAUACGCUCCUGAAGGAGAUGUAUUCCUUGAUAACCGAUUAGUGAAAUGCUCCCAGUAUGACGGGUUGGUGGAGCUGGCGACCAUCUGUGCCUUGUGCAAUGAUUCCUCCCUGGAUUUUAAUGAGUCUAAAGGCGUUUAUGAGAAGGUUGGAGAAGCCACGGAGACGGCUCUGACCUGCCUGGUGGAAAAGAUGAACGUUUUUGACACUGACGUCAGGAGCCUGUCGAAGAUCGAGAGAGCCAACGCCUGCAACUCAGUGAUCAAGCAGCUGAUGAAGAAGGAGUUCACCCUGGAGUUCUCCAGAGACAGGAAGUCCAUGUCUGUGUACUGUUCCCCCAACAAGGCCAAAUCCUCUACUGCGAAGAUGUUUGUUAAGGGAGCUCCGGAGGGAGUGAUCGAGAGGUGCACGUACGUGCGUGUGGGUGGAUCCAGGGUUCCCCUGACUCAAGGCAUCAAGGAUAAGAUCAUGUCUGUGAUCAGAGAGUACGGCACUGGCCGCGAUACCCUGCGCUGCCUGGCACUGGCCACCCGCGAUAGUCCGCUGAAGAAAGAGGAGAUGAUCCUGUCAGAAACAGCCUGCUUUGCAGAGUAUGAGUCGGAUCUGACCUUCGUGGGCUGCGUGGGCAUGCUGGAUCCUCCUCGUACAGAAGUGGCCGCUUCCAUCAAACUCUGCCGCCACGCUGGCAUCCGGGUCAUCAUGAUCACUGGCGACAACAAAGGCACGGCUGUGGCCAUCUGCAGACGCAUCGGCAUCUUCUCAGAGGAUGAUGACAUUGACCGCAUGGCCUUCACUGGCCGCGAAUUCGACGACCUUUCACCUCACGCCCAGCGAGAGGCCGUCAUGGCUGCCCGCUGCUUCGCACGUGUCGAGCCUUCGCACAAGUCCAAGAUUGUGGAGUUCCUGCAGGGCUUUGAUGAGAUCACAGCCAUGACAGGAGAUGGCGUGAACGAUGCCCCUGCCCUGAAGAAGGCAGAGAUCGGCAUCGCCAUGGGCUCUGGCACUGCCGUGGCCAAGACAGCCUCGGAGAUGGUCCUCGCUGAUGACAACUUUUCCACCAUUGUGGCUGCCGUUGAGGAAGGCAGAGCUAUCUACAACAACAUGAAGCAGUUCAUCCGCUACCUCAUCUCCUCCAACGUGGGCGAGGUGGUCUGUAUCUUCCUCACCGCUGCGUUGGGUUUCCCUGAGGCCCUGAUCCCCGUCCAGCUGCUGUGGGUGAACCUGGUGACUGAUGGUCUUCCCGCCACCGCUCUGGGCUUCAACCCUCCUGACCUGGACAUCAUGAACAAGCCUCCUCGCAGUGCCAAAGAGCCUCUCAUCUCUGGAUGGCUCUUUUUCAGAUACCUGGCUAUCGGCUGUUAUGUGGGUGCUGCGACUGUAGGAGCUGCAGCCUGGUGGUUCAUUAUUGCUGAUGAUGGUCCAAUGGUCACAUUGUACCAGCUGAGUCAUUUCCUGCAGUGUUCUCCUGAUAAUCCUGACUUCCAGGACCUGGAGUGCCACUUGUUCGAGUCUCCCUACCCCAUGACCAUGGCCCUGUCUGUGCUGGUCACCAUCGAGAUGUGUAACGCCCUCAACAGUCUGUCAGAGAAUCAGUCUCUGCUGCGCAUGCCUCCCUGGGAGAACAUCUGGCUGCUGGGAGCCAUCUGUCUCUCCAUGUCUCUUCAUUUCCUCAUCCUCUACGUGGAGCCGCUGCCGGUCAUCUUCCAGAUCACUCCUCUGAAUGUGACCCAGUGGCUGAUGGUGCUGAAGAUCUCAAUGCCUGUCAUCCUCCUGGACGAGCUGCUCAAAUUCAUCGCAAGGAACUACCUAGAGCCCGGUAAAGACCUGGACCAGGAGCCCGACAAGAGAGGCUGGUCCCUCUCUGCAUGCACUGAGGGCGUCUCCUGGCCCUUCGUAGCUCUGACACUCCCUCUAGUGGUGUGGCUGUACAGCACAGACACUAACAUAACCCAGCAGCUCUGGUCCUCCUGACCGAUCCCAGAGCUGCCGUCAAGCUAACAUAUGACUCCAAAUAACCAGAGAAGAAACAUUAACAAGGAACAACCGUCACCCGUUCACAUUUGCACAUGCAUUUCAGCCUGGUUUCAUUUUUUAUUUUUAAGUGUAUAUGUUUAUCCUUAUAUAUGGCAUAUUGUUGUUGGAGAAUAGUAUGUUGCUUUUUUAUAAUUCCAUUUUAAGCACUUUUUUUUUCUUAUGAAAGGUGUAUAUUUUCUCAGGUCCCCCUUAUGGCCUUUUUUGGAUGGUUAAAGCGCAGAGAUGAAAAAUGUAUCAGAUAUUUUUGGCUCAAAGCUCUGAGAUGUCUUUAAAGCUUUUUGAGUCUGCUGGGCCAAAAAGAGCGAAUGUGCAUUUGGGUUAUAUUUAGAUGUUUUCCACUGCAAUGUCACCCAUUUCGUUUCUGUUUCCAUUCCUCGCUUGAAGCAAAAUGAUUUCCUCUGUUUUAAGUAGACUGCAGUGACCUCAGUUACAUCCGUUGCUUUCUUAGGACUUUAUUUAUUUAUUUUGCUCAAUAGGAGACUAGCCAAAUGUACUUCUUCCCUUAAACUUAAAACACUAGCUGUUCAUGGUUUUAUUUUAUGAAUGCUUUAGUAAAAAAAAAAAACAUGACACUGACAGUGUGUUUAGGAUUUGCUUUGUGCAAAUCACCUAAAGAUGUUUCCUUUUUCAUGUGCUGGAUGUAUUUAUAUGGACAGUGUAGUGAUUAUAUUAUAGAUUAAUUAUUUUUACAAUAAUGUAUAUGAGCAUUUACUAGAUGCUGAGUAAAUGAACUGAGCACAAAUUAUCCCUUUUUUUAAUUUAUUAUAUCUAGGAUGAAUUCUGAGAUUACAACCCUGACAUUAUUACGCGGGACUUCUUUACAUCUAGAAAUGGCACAAUUUAUUCAUUAGGGGUCCAUUUCUUUCUUCCUUAAAAAAAAAAAAAAAAUCAGUUCUCUUGUAAAAGUGUCUUACUGCAGGUGAUCAACAGACAUGCAUGAUUAAAUUUGCUGUAUUAAAACUAAUUUUGUCCUGUGUGCAUCAGCGAGUGAGUACUGCUCACAUAAUACACAUUCACAAGCUCAUGUUUGUCUGUACUGCUGCCUGCAUCAGAUUGACGGACGUAAUACAAUUGUGCAACUGCCUCUACAAUGUUUCUAAUGGACCUACAUGUAACUCUGUAAAGAGGCAUUUAAUCUUGUCUAACUAAAAUUGCAUGACAUCACAUUUCUUUAUGUAUACAGUAUCAUUGUGUUUUUCAUUUGUUUGAUCAAAUGUGUCCUUAUUUUGCCAUCUCUCUCUCUCUCUUUCU